AACAAAUUGACUUGAACUUUUUAAUAUUAUCAUGAGAGUCUCUCUAGUAGUGGGUGUAUAUAUAAAAAAGUGAGGUAUUAAAGCCAACAAUAAAAAGAAUAGCAGAGAAAGAAAAUGGCUCCGUCGUCUUCAUCUUCUCCUUCCAAAUCUCCUGUUCCAUCUCUUCACCCAUCCCUUCAUUUCACUCCCAUUCCAGAAUGCGAAGAAGACGACUUCCACGAAGAACGAUACAAAAACAGAGCAACACCAAGCAGCGACGGCGGCUCUUCCGCUACUCCAAGUCGCCACCGUCACCACCGCCGCAGUGACGAGAACUACCAACACACGCUAACGCCUCUCCACCACAACGGAAACAGAAAACGGCACGACUCCUCCGACGACGAAUACGGAGGAGCAGUCUCCUGCAACAAGUGUCGUCCUCACCACUCUCACCGCGAAAAAUUCUCCGUCGUCCCCCUCGAAAGCCACCACCACCACAACAACAACAACCCUUCCUUCAUCUCCAGCCCCAACCUCAUAAUCAAAUCAAUCUUCCAAUCCCUCACGCGGAGAAGCCCCAAACCCUCCUCCGCCGCAGCGUCUUCCCUUCCGCCGCGCUCUUCCUCCUCCUCCGCCUCCGCCUCCGCCGCAGACGCUUCAAGAGAAGAGCAGUGGCGGCUAGCCGUGGCGGAGCUCUCUCACAAACUCAUCCAAGCCACGAAGAAGAAAGAAGACGCCGUCGUCGAAGCUUCCCGGCUGAAAACGUCCAUGUCGGAGCUCGAGAAGAAGCUCAACAAGCUCGAGAUCUACUGCCACAACCUCAAAUCGGGCCUCGACGAGUGCAGCAACAACAACAAGAAACAGAAUGUUCCUGUCCGAAAAGACACGUUCAACGACAGGAUCAUCCAGCAGUUUCUUGUGUCGGUCUCGGAGUCUCGUUCUUCGAUCAGGGCUUUGAGCAGAGCUCUCGCGUCGCAGCUGCGUACCGUCGGUGGGAAAGUCUACGAGCGGCUCUCUCUCCUCCUCCAGCCUUUCGACGUCAAGAUCAACUCUUUCGCGAAGAACCCUAAAAGCUUGAUCUUUUACCUCGAGGCGAUCCUGAGCAGAGCCUUCUUCGAGGACUUCGAAGCUUCCGGGUUUCAGAAAAACGGGUCGACCCGGAUUUUGAACCCGAUUGAUCGCUGCGAGUCUAAUUACGCUUCGUUCAACGUCUUGAUGGAGCUCACGUGGGACGAGGUGUUGAGCAGAGGGACGAAGCAUUUCUCCGAGGAGUUUAGCCGGUUCUGUGACCGGAAGAUGAGCGACGUCGUUUCGAUGCUUUGCUGGAACCGAGCGUGGCCUGAACCGCUUUUACAGGCUUUCUUUGGGGCGUCGAAGAGUGUUUGGUUGGUUCAUCUCUUGGCUAACUCGGUGAACCCGGGUUUGCAGAUCUUUCGCGUGGAGAAAGAUGACCGUUUUGAUCCGGUUUACAUGGAGGAAACUGGUGGGGAUCGGUAUAAGAGUGUGGUUCGAGCUAUGGUUCAACCUGGGUUUUAUGUGUAUGGUAGUGUAGUUAAGUGCAAGGUGGUUUGCAAGCAUUGCGGCAGCGACGACGAGGAAGUAGUGGAAGACCGUGUGGUCAAGGAAUGUAAUAAAAACGACAAGAGUUUAAUAAGCAUUUGUAGCCCAUUACGAGUUUAGUUUACUUGAUUAAGGAGAUAAAAAAUUGGUGAGUUUUGUUUUGUUCUAUGAGCUUGUAAUUAAAGAAAGGGGGAAUGACCUUUGCAAGUGAAUAUUUUAAAACUGGUUCUAUUUAAAUAACAUUUACAGUGAAUA
Molecule: messenger RNA, 1794 nt
Organism: Brassica oleracea var. oleracea
Lineage: Eukaryota; Viridiplantae; Streptophyta; Magnoliopsida; Brassicales; Brassicaceae
Product: IRK-interacting protein-like
Exons: 5
Coding region: 115-1659 (514 amino acids)
Source: RefSeq, a predicted model, not a curated record